Condylostylus longicornis is the source of this 3738-nucleotide messenger RNA. Its product is annotated as glutamate receptor ionotropic, NMDA 2B-like. Gene Ontology annotation, biological process: modulation of chemical synaptic transmission; monoatomic ion transport; synaptic transmission, glutamatergic. Lineage: Eukaryota; Metazoa; Arthropoda; Insecta; Diptera; Dolichopodidae. Gene Ontology annotation, molecular function: NMDA glutamate receptor activity; transmitter-gated monoatomic ion channel activity involved in regulation of postsynaptic membrane potential. Gene Ontology annotation, cellular component: postsynaptic membrane; plasma membrane. The record is from RefSeq and is a predicted model, not a curated record.
UUAUACAUAAAAGGAAUUGUUGAACACAAUGCAUAGAGCUAUUUAUUUAUUAAUGUCGAAAAUAUAAAUUUUGUGUAUACAAACAAAAAAAUAUUUAUGCUAAAAAGGUUUCUAAAAAAAUAAUUAUUUUAUUCAAAAAAUAAAACAACAAAAAAAAAAAAUGAAAAAAUUAAAAUUAAUUUUAUUAAAUUCAUUACUAUUGGUAACAAUAAUAUUGGCUGAUCGUGGCCAACGUAUACCAAAUGGUAAUGUUGCAACAUCAUUUAAAUCAAGGCAAUCACAUGGUGAAAGAUCAAGUGGUCAUAAAGAAUUAAAUAUUGGUCUUAUUUUACCACAUACAAAUUUUGGUAAAAGAGAUUAUUUACGUGCCAUCAAUUCAGCUGUAAAUAGUUUACAAAAAGUCAAAGGAACAAAAUUGAAUUUUUUAAAUGAAUAUACAUUUCAAGCAUCUCAAAUUCAUUUUGAUAUGAUGUCAUUAACACCAAGUCCAACUGCUAUUUUAAAUACGCUAUGUACAGACUUUCUGCGAGCUAAUAUAUCUGCCAUUUUGUAUAUGAUGAAUAACGAGCAAUAUGGCCAUAGUACAGCAUCUGCUCAAUAUUUUCUUCAACUUGCUGGAUAUUUAGGUAUUCCUGUGAUAUCUUGGAAUGCUGAUAAUUCUGGUUUAGAACGUCGAGCAUCACAAUCUACACUUCAGCUUCAGUUAGCUCCAAGUAUUGAACAUCAAAGUGCUGCAAUGUUGAGCAUUUUAGAACGAUAUAAAUGGCAUCAGUUUUCGGUGGUCACAUCACAAAUAGCUGGGCAUGAUGAUUUUGUUCAAGCUGUUCGUGAGCGUGUCGCUGAGAUGGAUCAUUUUAAAUUUACAAUACUCAACUCAAUAGUCGUAACAAAACCAACUGAUUUAGUUGAAUUGGUAAAUAGUGAAGCAAGAGUUAUGCUUUUAUAUGCAACACAUCGCGAAGCAAUCGAUAUACUUAGAGCAGCUGAAGAUUUGAAGUUAACCGGAGAAAAUUAUGUAUGGGUUGUAACACAAUCAGUUAUUGAGAAACGUGAUGCACAUUCACAAUUUCAUGUUGGAAUGUUAGGAGUCCAUUUCGAUACAAGUAGCCCAGCAAUGAUGAGUGAACUAUCAAAUGCAAUAAAAAUUUAUGCAUAUGGUGUGGAAACAUUUUUAAAUGAUAAAUUAAAUAAAGAUAAAAAUUUAGAUACAUCACAAUUAUCAUGUGAAGAUCAAGGAAAAGGACAUUGGGAUAACGGAGAAGUAUUCUUUAAAUAUUUACGAAAUGUUUCAUUUGAAGUUGAUGGUAACAAACCUAAUAUUGAAUUUAACACUGAUGGCGAUUUGAAAAAUUCGGAACUUAAAAUUAUGAAUUUAAGACCUAGUGCAACAAGUAAAAGUUUAGUGUGGGAAGAAAUUGGCGUAUGGAAAUCAUGGGAAACACAAAAACUAGAUAUUCGUGAUAUUGCUUGGCCAGGCAAUUCACAUGCUCCCCCUCAAGGAGUACCAGAAAAAUUCCACUUAAAAAUAACAUUUCUUGAAGAAGCACCUUAUAUAAAUUUAUCACCAGCAGAUCCGGUUAGUGGAAAAUGUUUAAUGGAUCGUGGUGUUUUAUGCAGAGUUGCAUCAGAACGUGAAAUGGAAUUAAUUGAUCCAGCACAAGCCCAUCGCAAUGAAUCGUUUUUCCAAUGCUGCAGUGGUUUUUGUAUUGAUUUACUUGAAAAAUUUGCUGAAGAAUUAGGCUUUACAUACGAAUUGGUUCGAGUUGAAGAUGGAAAAUGGGGUACUUUAGAGAAUGGUAAAUGGAAUGGUUUAAUUGCUGAAUUAGUUAAUCGUAAAACUGAUAUGGUUCUAACAUCAUUAAUGAUAAAUGCGGAACGUGAAGCUGUAGUUGAUUUUAGUGAACCGUUUAUGGAAACUGGUAUUGCAAUUGUUGUUGCUAAACGUACAGGAAUUAUUUCACCUACAGCAUUCUUAGAACCAUUUGAUACAGCAUCUUGGAUGUUGGUUGGCAUAGUUGCAAUUCAAGCGGCUACAUUUAUAAUAUUUCUUUUUGAAUGGUUAUCUCCAAGUGGAUUUGAUAUGCAAUUAUCACUGCAGACCGGAUCGGCGAUUCCAUAUAGAUUUUCACUAUUUCGAACUUAUUGGCUGGUUUGGGCAGUUCUUUUUCAGGCGGCUGUUCAUGUUGAUUCACCACGCGGCUUUACAGCGAGAUUUAUGACUAAUGUUUGGGCUCUAUUUGCUGUAGUAUUUUUAGCCAUAUACACUGCUAAUUUAGCAGCUUUCAUGAUAACUCGGGAAGAAUUUCAUGAAUUCACUGGGUUGGAUGAUACUCGUCUUACACGUCCGUUCUCUCAUAAACCAAGUUUUAAAUUUGGAACAAUUCCAUGGAGUCACACAGAUUCAACAAUUGCUAAAUAUUUUAAAGAAAUGCAUUAUUAUAUGAAAGAUUUCAACAAAAGUAGUGUUGCUGAAGGUGUUGCAGAUGUUUUAAGUGGAAAAAUGGAUGCUUUCAUUUAUGAUGGAACUGUUCUUGAUUAUUUGGUUGCCCAAGAUGAAGAUUGUCGAUUAUUAACUGUUGGCAGUUGGUAUGCUAUGACCGGAUACGGUUUAGCAUUCAGUCGUAAUUCAAAAUAUGUUGAAAUGUUUAAUAAACGUUUAUUAGAAUUUCGUGCAAAUGGUGAUUUGGAACGUUUAAGACGUUAUUGGAUGACUGGAACAUGUCGUCAAGGUAGACAAGAACAUAAAACAUCAGAUCCUUUAGCUUUGGAACAAUUCUUAUCAGCUUUUCUUCUUUUAAUGGCUGGCAUAUUACUUGCAGCUUUACUUCUAUUAUUAGAACACAUAUAUUUUAAAUAUUUUAGAGCACGUUUAGCUAAAUCAGAUCGUGGUGGUUGUUGUGCUCUUAUAUCACUUUCAAUGGGAAAAUCAUUAACAUUUCGUGGUGCUGUUUAUGAGGCACAAGAGGUAUUAAGAAAUCAUCGAUGCCAAGAUCCAAUUUGUGAUACACAUUUAUGGAAAGUUCGUCAUGAAUUAGAUAUGGCAAGAUUACGAAUAAGACAACUUGAAAGUUCAUUGGAAAAACAUGGUAUAAAACCGCCACAAAUUAAACUAGCAUCGGCUUCUGAUUUACUAAGUAAUAAUAUGAAAGAUAGACCACCAUUACUUGGAAAUUUAAGUUUAGGCGGUAGUGCACAGGAUUUAUAUAGAUGGUCCUAUAAAACAGAGAUAGCUGAAAUGGAAACAGUCCUUUAAAUUUCAUUAUAAAUGAAAUAAUGAAAAGAUAAUAAAUUUUUCAUAAUGAAUUUAUAAAAUGAAAAUUAAUUGCAUUCAUGAUAAAGUUUAAAAUUCAGAUUAUAACAAGAAAUAAUAAUGACAAUUUUUUAGACUAAUAGCAUGGUAUAUGUGGCAUUAAAGAAGGAGAUUUUCAUAAGAUUUAAUAAGUUUACUUAUAAUCGUAAUACAACAUAAUUUAAAUUUAAAAAAGUUAAUUUUUUAUUUAAAUUUUAUUCAAAUUAUGAGACCUUCUUAUGAAUUAAUGACCAUGAAAUCUAAAGAAAAAUUUUAUUUUGAAACUUUGAAUAUCUGUUUGAGUAUCACAAAUUCGUAGAACUGGAUGUAAAUUAAUCGUUCAUGUCACCCCAUGGUCAAAAAUUUGCAAUUCUAAUAUUUAUUCUUAUUUAUACAAAACCAACCCUCUUUUUGAAAAGAAGUUGUAUGAAACCUACAGAAACAUUUUU